This is a messenger RNA of Numida meleagris (helmeted guineafowl), 13185 nucleotides long. It is a transcript of the gene GLCE, whose product is annotated as glucuronic acid epimerase. Gene Ontology annotation, cellular component: Golgi apparatus. Gene Ontology annotation, biological process: heparan sulfate proteoglycan biosynthetic process. The coding region runs from base 8675 to 10528 and encodes 617 amino acids. The record is from RefSeq and is a predicted model, not a curated record. Gene Ontology annotation, molecular function: heparosan-N-sulfate-glucuronate 5-epimerase activity. Lineage: Eukaryota; Metazoa; Chordata; Aves; Galliformes; Numididae. The transcript has 4 exons.
CACAGGGCUGGCACAGUGAUGUGCUGGCAGCGUGCUGCCGAUGGGUAAACCUCCCCGUGCAGCUGCAGGAGGCACGAGCUGUGCUGGCUGCGGGCGCUCAGCCCGCCCCGAGCUGCUGCUGUGCUGCUGCUGAGCACCAGGGCUCCUCUGCACAGCUCCUCUCCUCUCCGUCUGGAUGGUGAGUGGGCUUGGGACCUUGUGUGGGACCCUGGGGGUGUGGAGGGCUCUGAACCCUUCGGGGCAGCCCUGGGUGCAGGUUGCUGCUAUAGGGGAACCGGAGGCGGCCCUGGUGCCGUUGCCAUGGGAUCCAUCAAUGACUGAGUGCCGGUGUAUGUAAAUACUGCUGUAAAUGAUUGAGGAGAAGGUGAUGCGUGAGAGCGGGGCUGCGUGCUGCCAGCCUGGCUGCCUGCUUUAUGUGAGAAAUAUGCUAAUUGCCUGCUUUGGUGCGUUUGUGCAAUUAGCCACGCUGCAAGCACGGGCUCUGAGCACAGGAGAGCAGGGUUUAACCUGUUGUGCCCACCUGGAUGUUGGGGAGGCUGUACAAAACACAGCUGUUGAGCUGAAGCUUGGCUUUCCUGCCUUCCUGGCUUUCCAGAAGCAGAAGUUUCUCCUCGGGUUGAAUUUUAGUGGUAAUUUGUUUAUUCACUUGGACUGCUCGUUUAUUUAUUUGGAUAGUUUCCUCACCAGUAGUGACACAUCUCACUGUGCACGACCAUGGGAGACCCGAUUCAAAAGAAGCAAAUUGGAGCUGGGAAACCUUCCUGGGAUUUCUCCCCGUGUCACAGGCGAGAGAUAAAAGCUCCUUCGCAGCCGAGGAAUGAUUUCAAAGCAUUUUGCAAUGAUUGAAGGAAACUUGAGGCUUCUGCCCAGUAAUUAAUCUGCGGUGCUGGUGAGUGGUGUGUCACAGCCCUCGCUGCUGGCUUGGCCGGAGCGUGGUGUGUGAGCAGCCAGCCUGGGAGCUGUCAGCUUGCAUUACGCUGUGCAGCACGGAGCGCUUGAAAUCUGCUCUUAAAUGAGCAGAAAAGAGCGUUUAGCAAUGCAAAUCCUCAGGCCGGAGCAGCAAAUGGAUUUUGAACUGGGCAGACAAACACGUUGGGAAGUUAAGGUGGUGUUUGCUGCAAGCAUCCAUUUUGUGUCACGGCACCGGGCCUGCUUUGUGCUGGCUCCCUCGUGGAGUUUUCUGCCGGUUGCUUGCAGUGUUUGUUCUCCUGUGUGUCAGUGUGUGCUGCAAGUCUGCCCCAGCAUUGUCUGCCUUGUCAAACUCAUCAUCUUCCCAGCCCUUCUCCAGCUUCACUGAUGGCAGAGCGUGCUUUUUAUUCACGUCGAGGCAGCAGAAUCGGAGAGCGUGCUCCUGCUUAGGAGGGGAAUAAAGUUUUGCUGCCAGCUUUUAAAUCUGUAUCCUCCUAAAUGCGCUUAGCAAUCUGCUGAUGUGAGCAGCACGAGGGUUUUUUUUUUUAUAUUUAAAGUGAAUUAUUAUUAUUAUUAUUAUUAUUUUUUUUAGGAUGAAAGUAGUUGAGGAUGUGAAUGGUGAGGGAUGGAUGAAAUUAAGCAGCAGAAGCACUGAUGGCAAUCUGCAAAGCUUUAAUGUGUUAAUGUGGCUGGGCAUUAUGCAUAUUUAGCAGCAGCCUGGUUUGAAUCCUGGAGAAGGAGCAGGGGUGUUCUGACUCCUGUCGUGAUGCUGUUCUGCUGCAAGUGAUGGCUGGGACCGAGCAGUGCUUUGAAGGAGAUGCUGACAGCUAUUCUGCUGCUGCUCGAACUCCAUCAGCUAUAAUUGCCCCCGAAUUUGGUAUCGGUUUAAAAACAAAAUACUGGGAGGGUGGGUUAAAGAAUGAUGUUUGUAAAAUCUCCCAGCUUCGCGUCGGCCUUAUUUUGCCUUUGUGAAUUAUUCAGUUAUUCAAGGCUGCUGUAGCACUGUGUUUAAUAUGUUUUAAAUGACAUUGAAUCCGUUAAUACGAUGGAGGAGGAAGGCUGGGUGCGCUAAUAAUUAAUCCGUGGGGGGGAAGAGCAGAAGAUAAGCUAUUGCCAUGGAUGGAACAGCUUGUUUGGUGGGAGCAGGCAGCAUCUAGCAUCCCCUGAGCGUGGCUUUGGCCACCCAGCCCAGGAGCUCGGCAGGUGUCUGCAGCUCAAAUAGAGCCAGGCAGGACAUUAAACUGUCCAACAGCUGUUAGAGCCCACAGGCAAUCAGCCCCAAAAUGAGCGCAGGGAAGAAAGUGGCGACCAGGUGCUGCCUGGAAAAGUGCUCCUGCGCUUUGCAACUGCGAAUGUGAUGCCAUCUUCCUCCUCCUGCCUUGGCAGAGUGCCUCUGAGCGCUGCCACAUGGUGCAAGUCGGAGGGAGGCUGGCCCAGCAGCACGCUGAAGGCUGGGAAAUGUCGUGUGCUCCUCUGCGGGUGUCUUGGAGUUCUGCAAGCAAUGGGAAGGCUUAGCACUAACAGAGCAAAAGGAGCUUAUAAGAACAGCGCAAGGGAGAAGAAAGGAUGCCUUCACCUGGGUGUCCCUGGUGUUGGGGAGAAGGGAGGGCAUCCAUCUAUCUUCUCUCUGGCCAAACGUGCAUGAGACCUGACAGGAGCAGCAGCCUGCCUUCCUGGCACCAUGAGGACAUAUCCUCGAUGCAAGGUACCUUAGUAAUUUGUUGCAUUAGGAGGCUUCCAUUAGUGCCAACUAAUUACAGGGGCCACGUUGGGUUCGAGUCGCAAUUACAUUGUCCGAUGGACGGUAAUCAGCUUUAACACACGUCUUCCGUGUGUGGGAGACGUUUAAUUGCUUGCUUUUCUUGACAAAGAUGUUGCUGCUUUCCCUAAUUGGGUUUCCCUGCCUUCUGCAAGCCCCUCCGUGCAGCCCACAGCCCUCCAGCAGGAGGGUGCAGCCUCUCACCUCUCCAUGCACUGCCUGUGGCAUCAGCACUCCCCAGCAGCAUUGCUAAUGGCAUCUUGCUCCCAAGCAAAUACUCUCCAGUGGUGCUAAAUGCUCACGGUGCUCUUAUGCCUGUGCAUGCAUGCACAGAAUAGUUGAUGCUUCUAGUUUAGCUUAAGGUGUCUACUCUGAGAGUUCCUUUUAUUUAGAUGUUUAGCAAAGCCGCUCACGCGCGGUGAGCCGUGCCGCUCUGUGUGUGCGCAGGCUGCUCUGCAGUGCACGCUGCUGAAUGGGUUUGGGUGUAAAAAGUAUCAUCAGCAAAACUAUUGUUCGUGCUAAUUGCUAACUGGAUGGCCGCGUGUUUGCAGGAAUUUUUGGCCACGCCGCUGCCAGUUGCUUGUUGGAAAAGCACUUGUGAAAGGGUGAUGCUGGCAGCGCUGUGUUUGGGAAUGGCGGGCCUGGGAUGAAUAGCACCAACGUUUUAAAGCAGCUACAGCGCAGCCACAAAUCCACUGCAAACACUGAGCGUGUACGAAGCAGGUGUUGGGAAGGUCCGGACGAUGCUUGGAGGUGUUUUGCUCAUAAACCAUUCUUCCAGGUGUGAUGAGGUCUGUCUGGGGGGUGAUUUAAUGGUCCUCAUCUGAGCAGCUCCUUUGCCUGCCGUGAUGCUGUGUGGUCAGGAUGAAUGGUGAUGUGUGGCGUCGUUGUCAGUCCCGGCACGUCCUUCCUAAUUUAUUUUCAUUACAUGGAUGCCCUUACUGUGGGACAGGCGUAACCCAUCUAUAAAGCAAUCACUAUAAAGCAAUCACUGUGUUUGUACACGGGUGGAUGCAGCGCUCCUCCCUUUGCAGCUCCGCAUCUCUGGUGUCCAGCACUGCAGGUGGAACCAGGACCAGUCGUGCUUCGUGCACUGACUGCCCCCGCUCAGCACUGUGGUUUGCAACGUGGUGCUCAGUGAGGCUUCGAGGCCAGCUCAGGCUGCUUCAGUGCUGUCCCUUGCUUUCCUAGCACUGGAGCUCAGUACGACAUCUGACCUACAAAGGUGUCCAUGAUUUCUCAGCAAGUGAACCUGCUGAGUGAGCCUUCAUUGAGCAGAGAUUUCCUUAGGCUUCUUGAAUGCAGGCUUCAUCCUGAAUAUAUUUACCUCGAGUAAACAGUGGCAUUUUCUUGUAGGUUUUGUUAAGGGUGAUUUCGUUUUGGCAAAAGCUCUAUCCAAAUCUUCAACCACAACUGAACCUCUGCCUGUUUGCAGAGCAGCUCGGGGCUUCCAGCCUCAGGGUGUCAGAAUAUUCCAGAUCAGAAGGCUUAAUUCAGAUUAAGGUUUAAUUUCUCUAGUUGCGUGCGUGGAACAGAGUGGGAGGAGAGGCGGGCAGAGCUCCUCGGGUGACCCAUGGCCUGCUCUGUCCUGUUCAGCUGCGGCACUUGUUUGGAACUUGUGCUUUUGCUGUGCAAGUGGAUGAGAGUCACGCAGAGCCUACGCAGAACAUCCUCUGCGUGGGCUGCCUUGCUGCCCCAGGGUCCCGGACAGCACUUCUUGCCGUUGGAAAACACGUGUUUUUGGAAAAAGAAAGCAUCAGUUGAGUCAUACCCAAUUUGCUGCAAGUCAUACUCGAAAGGUCAAGUGUGCUGCUGUGUAGCUAAGCAUCAGAGUGUCCUCGGGAUUGAGUUCAUGUUCAGAAUGAUUGUGAAAGGCUUUUGCUUUUUGUGGUCUUUUUGCUUGUAAAUAGAAUUUCUGCAUACGCUGAUUGUUUUGGAGACGCUCUGUAAUGAAGGAGUCCUGAAUUGAAUUGGACUCUCAGAGCUUCGAGUUUGCUUUGCUUCUCCCCAGAAUAGCAAACUUGGUUGCAUCCUUCUUGUUUGUUCCUUCAUACUCUUAAAAGAAAUCUUCCUUGCCUUGCUUCCACGAGCCCAAUAGCUGCCUGCCUUUGCGGGGGAGGAAGAAUUGGGCUUGUUGAUGUUUCACAGCAGUUUGCUUAAAAUAGGAAAAAAAAAAAACCCACCCAACUCCUACUUCUGCAAAGCAGGAGCUGCUUUGGAAAAAACAGGUAAGCAGCAAAGGAAUUUCUUUUAGCAACAGGAACGAACGUACGAAGCGGCGCUGACUUAACCUGCGUUGGAAGAGAGUGCUUUUCUCCCGGUGCUGUGUGUGCCAGCACGGAUCCCUGGCACGGGGGGAUGCUGAUGUGAGGUGGGUUGGCUGUGGUCUGUCCCAGCCAGAGCUCCUCUCCUGGAGCUCUUGGAGAGCAGCUGAGUGUGGGGAAGGUCUCGGUUCGCUUUGUGUCGUAGCUGCUUUGUGGUGAGUGAAAUUCUAUGCGGUGUGACAGCUGCGGGCGUGUGGUAAACACGUGCAAGCCGGGAGAGAAAGCGAGUUCUUCCUGACAUCUACGGCAAAGCGCCCGUGGGUUAACGGUGUAAAAUGGGAUGUGAGGAGCGAGCAGAAGGAGAAGGCCACGGGCUGCGGGGCUGGAGCGAGGCCAUGCAUGUUGUGCUCCCCCCGGGGGCUCCCGCAGCGCUGCCCCUUGCAUUGCACGCUGCAAGGCCAGCAGAAAAUGGGGCUGAGGAGGCAAAGGCUGGGGAGGCACACUGCUUCCCUGGGGGGGUUGUUCCACAGUGUGGCUCUCAAAGCUGCUGCCUGCCUGGGGAGGGGAGAGCAGCCUUGAGUGAGGCAGCGUUCCCAGGCUUCUGUCCACCUCCGUGGUGUGUGUUUGGUGAUGCUGCUGCAGAGAGCAGCUCCAGUUGUCUCUGAAGGGCUCUGAGCCUGAGCAGAAGUGCAGAGAGGUUAUGUUGUGGAGAGCAGUAAGGUUGGGUUGCAGCUUUCUGUUCUGUAAGUUUGUAGGAGUUUGGGAGAAAUGCUGAGGGUCUUGUUAGAGGAUGUGAGUUUGGUGCAUUACAGCAGGAAGAGCAGCCGGUGUCUGUUUUGUGGAGCGGACCAACAGGUCUGCAGAUGGCUCCUCUGGGUUAGCAUCGACUGCAAAUCCGCUUUUGGAGCAGAAUGCUGUCUCUUCAUGAAGCCUCUCCUCGCUUGGAUGUAAGAAAUUGUGGUCGGGAUGUCUUCUGUCCACUGGCUGGUUCCAAAGGCUGGCGGCUAGCAGGCUCAUCAGCAGGAACGGCGCCGCUGGGAUAUCUGCGUAACCUGUGAUUUCUGGGGUUUAAGAACCACAUUUAUUGCUGUAACUCAGCUGGUCCAGUUCUGGUUACUGCGCAGAGUGAUGCUGUGAUGAGAGGGACUGUGCGAGCCCACGGAGAAGCCGCUGAUCUUGGAUGGUGAGUGGGAUUCUGAGAAGGCGGCAGGAUGGAGCAAAGCCACGGCCCGUUAGGCUGGGUUGGAAUUAAACCACCCUCUCCAGGAAAUGAGGUAAAACGGUCCAUCCCCAAAACAACAAAACCAACCAGCAGUCCGUGCUGAACUGGAAUCUCAGAACUCAGCAGAGCACAGCAGCAGUGCGCAGCGAUGCUGCACCUCUCCCCAUGCAGCGGUCGGCGGUGCUCCCUGAGCUGCUCCUUCUAAGGACAGGGCUCCUCUGGAAGUGCUUUAUCUCCUCUCAGCAGUUGUUCUGACCUUUCCCUUUGCUGCUGAUUUCUGUGUGUGUGUGUGGUGGCUGUUUAACAGCAAUCACCUUCGGUAUUAAAUAAUGCAAAUAAACCCGUGGCUGUCAGCGCUGUGCGGGAUGACUCGCAGCUGGAGCAGUUUGCUAUCGAGCGCCUUUCAGCUCGCUUUUAUAUCACUUCUAAUUUUACUCUGCCCUCCUUUUUUUUUCAUCAGCUCUUCUAAGGAGCUGAAGUAGAAAGGAUUUAAAAAAAAAAAAAAAGUAACUAAAAGGAUCUCUCUCUCUUAUGCCUUAUUACAUGCUCUCUGCAUUCGUGAGCUGCAUUCCGGAAACCAGAACUGAAGUUACUGUGUGCAGUGCAUAGAAGCUGGCACUGCCUUUGCUGUGAGCUUCAAUGAAAGCAGCAUCUGUGCAAUAGCUUGGGCUCCCCGUACCAGUGCUGGGCUGCCUGAAAAAUCCUGGAGCCAGAAGGUUUGCAAGCACAUGGGCUGGGGUUAGUGGCAGUCUGAACACAAGCUCUGGGGACAGGUCGAGCUGGAGGGUUCAGAGCUAUGGGCUUGGAGACCUGUGGCCCCAUGCAUAGUACAUGUCUGGGGGGGGCUGGCCCUAGAAUGAGGGACCUGUGCCUGCUCCUAUGGGACAGCAUGGGAACACUGGGAAGGUACCGGGAAAGCAAUUGCAGUCUGAGCUUCAGAAGCUUCCUGGGAAUUUCUCUUUAUUGAAGUUUUCCAGUGCUUGUUGUUGUGUAGGUCAUUCCCUUUGGAAGGGGUUAAUUUUGCUGCAGCCUUUAAUUCAGCAGCUGCCAUCGGUAGCUCUGCCCGAGGAACUGUCUGUGCACCGUGCUGGCAUUUGCCAUGCAGUUAAAACAGGGCACUUUUAGCCAGGUCCUGUGACUUAAAGCAUGUUUUAUUUAUCUGCUAUAAAGCACUGUGCUCCUUAACCUUCGCUUUUUGCACGGGGAAAGAAGCAGCAAAGUACCUUUGAAAUACGUAGGAGUGUGAAUGGUUCGUGCUGAUAGCAAACAGCGCAGCAAAGCAGCGGGUUUGGAGUUUGCAGGAGCCUGAGCUCCAAGGAGAGCUCUUUGGAGCGGUGCAUGGGGAUGCUGCAUGCAAGCAGGCAUGCCAAAUCCUUGCCAGAUGUCUGAGCUGUCGUUUGGAGCACGCUCUGUGCUGAAUUCUUGUAGGCAUUGUCAUGAGCUGGCAGCAGAAGUGCCUGCAUCUCUCUGCUCCGUGGCUCUGUUGUUUGUGCAGUGCUGAUGGGAAAGUAAACCCGGGUCCCCGUGGUACUUCCAGCUGCGGUGUCCCAGUCCCAGAAAGGUGUUGUGUGGGACGACUGGAGCUGCGGAACGUGCUGCUGAUGUUCAUGGGAUUGUGUGAGAUGACAUUCAGACGUCCCUGAUAAGCCAGGAGCAGCGCUGGGAAGAUGUGAGAUGAUGGUGAAUACUCUCAUUUUGAUCCUAACCUCUGCGUUUUGCCGUCGAUUUGCAGUGAGGACGCAUUGCUGAUGGAAGCAGCGGCGGUGCUCUCCUGUAGCAGCCAGGCCGCUCUUUGGGGCUGACAGAGGAUCUCAUGGUUUUGAUGUUGCCCUCACUUCUUCAAAGCGAGGAGAGCAAAGCUUCAGGCUUUGUGUUUUAGUUCCCUCCUCGUGGGUUUGUAGUAGAGACAGGUGAAUGUGUAAGGGGUCCGGGUGACUUCCCGCCCAGCUCAUUGCAGCUGACACCAGGCCAAGCUCCCAGGGAGGAGUUCCCCUUGCACCAGCUCCGUGUGCCCCUGUCCCCUGCUGCUGGGACAUCCCUGCGUUCAGCUGGGCGCGUGGCUGGAUGUCAUCUGUCCGUUUAGGAAGCGUGUGCUGUACGCUGUGAUGCUGCAGCUGCCCUGUCCUUCCCUUUCAUUCUGGUUUGGCUGCUCCUUGACUCUGCCUUAACGCGUUGCCACCUUCGAGAUAAAGGUUCUUGUGGCUGAUGGCAGGCUUCCGUCAGCAAAGCUGUCUGAGGGUGUACAUCAGCGCACCCGUCCUUCAGGCCUGGUGCUGCUCAGAACCCGUGUGUAUUCUUCAGACUUGAACACUUCUUCAUAGCGAUUCUGCACUGCAGAGCUCGCACACGGGUGCUGGGACGUGCCGUGCUGUGAGAAUCGCAGCUGCUGACUGUUCCGCAUCGCACUGACUCCACCGAUCACUUAAAAUAACUUCUGCCCCCAAAUCCCUUUUGUGCUCAGAUGCUGAUCUGCUGGGAAAGGGCAGCUGCUGCCGCGCGGGCCCGGCACGGGCAGAACGCAUGAGCUGUGCUGCAGAGCAGAGGUAUGGUGUGAAUAUGCGUUGCUUGGCAGCUCGGGUCAACUACAAGACUCUGAUCAUCAUCUGCGCUCUCUUCACGCUGGUGACGGUGCUGCUGUGGAACAGAUGCUCGUCGGACGGGGCCGGCCCCUUCCCCCGCAGCCCGGGUGGCCCCGAGCGCCGCGCUGCCGCCGCCAGCAAUGGCCCCGCACGCGACAUGGCCAAGCAGAGCGAGGAGGCAUCGCCCCAGGAGCAGCAGAAGGCUCCCCCCGUCGUGGGAGGCUUCAACAAAGCCCCGGGGCUGAAGUAUGAGGAGAUUGACUGUCUGAUCAACGACGAGCACACCAUCAAAGGGAGGAGGGAAGGCAGCGAGGUCUUCCUGCCGUUCAGCUGGGUAGAGAAAUACUUUGAGGUUUAUGGGAAAAUUGCUCAGUACGAUGGUUAUGACAGGUUUGAAUUCUCUCAUAGCUACUCCAAAGUAUACACACAGAGAGCACCUUACCACCCGGACGGGGUCUUUAUGUCCUUCGAGGGCUACAACGUAGAGGUUCGAGACAGAGUGAAGUGCAUAAGUGGUGUUGAAGGCGUGCCCUUAUCCACGCAGUGGGGACCUCAGGGCUACUUCUAUCCCAUCCAGAUCGCUCAGUACGGGUUGAGUCACUACAGCAAAAACCUGACGGAGAAGCCCCCGCACGUCGAGGUGUACGAAACGGCCGAGGACAAGGACAGGGGCGGCAGGGCCGCCGAGUGGACCGUGCCCAAGGGCUGCUCCCUUUCCACGGUGCCCGAUAAAGCCAAGUUCACCAGUGUGAAGCAGUUUGCUGCUCCAGAGAGCACCGAGGGCGUCUCCCUGCAGCUCGGCAACGCCAGAGAUUUCAUUAUUUCUUUCGAUCUCAAGUUCGUAACGAACGGGAGCAUUUCCGUGGUGCUGGAGACCACGGAGAAGAACCAGCUCUUCACCGUGCACUACGUCUCCAACACGCAGCUCAUCGCCUUCAGGGAGCGCGACAUCUACUACGGCAUCGGGGCCCGCACCAGCUGGAGCACCGUCACGAGGGACCUGGUGACCGACCUGCGUAAGGGCGUGGGGCUGUCCAACACCAAGGCCGUCAAGCAGACCAAAAUAAUGCCCAAGAAGGUGGUGAGGCUGAUCGCGAAGGGGAAAGGCUUCCUCGACAACGUCACCAUAUCGGCCACCGCCCACAUGGCGGCUUUCUUCGCGGCGAGCAACUGGCUGGUGAGGAACCAGGACGAGCGGGGCGGCUGGCCCAUCAUGGUGACCAGGAAGCUGGGGGAAGGCUUCAAGUCCUUGGACCCGGGCUGGUACUCGGCCAUGGCGCAGGGCCAGGCCAUCUCCACGCUGGUGCGGGCCUACCUGCUGACCAAGGAGCACGCCUUCCUCAGCGCCGCGCUGCGGGCCACCGCGCCCUACAAGCUGCCGUCGGAGCAGCACGGCGUGAAGGCCGUGUUCAUGAACAGGCACGACUGGUACGAGGAGUACCCCACCUCGCCCAGCUCCUUCGUGCUCAACGGCUUCAUGUACUCGCUCAUCGGGCUCUACGACCUGAAGGAGACCGCCGGGGAGAAGCUGGGCAAGGAGGCACGGCUGCUGUACGAGCGCGGCAUGGAGUCCCUGAAGGCCAUGCUGCCGCUCUACGACACCGGCUCCGGGACCAUCUACGACCUGCGGCACUUCAUGUUGGGCACCGCUCCCAACCUGGCGCGCUGGGACUACCACACCACCCACAUCAACCAGCUCCAGCUGCUCAGCACCAUCGACGAGGCCCCGAUUUUCAAAGAGUUUGUCAGGAGGUGGAAGAGCUACCUGCGGGGCGGCAGGGCAAAGCACAACUAGAGCUGACAACCAAAGCCCUCGUGCCUGCUGGCGGCGAAGGUUCGGGCUCCCGGAGCUCGGCGGGGGGGACGCUUGAAAAGGUUGCAUCCUAAAUUUGUACGGACCGUUUCAAAGAAGUGAUCCUUAAAACUGAUCUCCUGAAAUAAUUGCAUUCCAGUGUGAAAAUCUUUGGGUCUGAUGGGCAGGAAUGGGGGACUGCAGCUCGCUCGCUGUCCGUAGCGCUCCACCGUGACGUGACCUGCACGAAGCAAAACCCGUCUGUGCUCUGAGCUGGGGGACGAUUUUCUUUUUCCUUUCUGCAGGAAAACAUUGACGGAAGCCAUACAGCUCUCUAAAGUCCAGCACUUGCCUGAAAAGUUAGUACGUGGCCUCUUUUAAAAUGGAGCUAUUUGUGUGUAUGUUGGAGCAGCGUCGCCGGUGGUGUGGUGUGAUGCCGUAAACGUGUAUUUCCUUGUAGCCUGGGUAGUGGACAGCGUAGCUUUUUCGAGGUGUUCCUUUCUGUACGGAUUCUUUCCCUGGGGUGACACGCUCUUUUCAAUUCUCUGUCUGGAGAUCCUGUAGCCGUGUGGCUUCGUGUCGCACCACGUAAGCACAAGUCGGUGCCCUCUCCUGGGAGCCAGGCGCACGCCGUGUGCUGGCGGCACGUCCCCCCCCCGGCCGCUGGAGUCUCUUCUCGUGGAGCCCGAUGUUCUGUUCUGUAUUUUUUCAUCACAUCUGAGAGGUUUCUGUCAGCGUGGGCCACUUCGUUCUGUCGGAGAGCUGCGUUCAGUUCCCAGGUGCGGCGUGGAGCUCGUUUCGAGGAGCGCGCGGGAAACUUAAUGGGAAACGGUGAGCGAUGUCCGAUGGGGAUUUUCAUUUUUAACCUGCUUCCGGAGAUCCAGCACUUGAAAAAUGACAGUCAGCCCAUUGGGCUCUCCAGCUCCGUCUGUGCUUUAGCAGCGCUCGGCCUCUGCCACUUGAUGCCGUGGUCUGUGCAGUCACCAAACAGAAUCCCAACGCUUCCACUGUGCCGGCGUCACACCGAGAAGCAGGCAGUCUGCGUCUCGUCUUCGUGAGCCCAUACCCCCACCAGGGUCCUGCCUUCGCAGCACGGAGGGUUCUGGUGGAUCCAGAAGGGUGAAAGCGACUGGUGGCAUCAUCGGAUGGGAACGGUUGGGUUUGGUAGCGCUGCAAACACCGGCUCGUCAGCUCUGUGCAGGCAUGCUGGGCUUCACUCUGCCAUCCCAGGCACGAAUGCUCCCGACGUGUCCCGGCGUGCUGCGCUCACGGAUCGCCGCGGCGUUUUGCCAAGGAUCCCAUGGUGCACCCUGGGUGGAGGUUUGCUUCGGCUUCGGGCGCUCCUACGGAGGACAGAGCUGGUUCAGGCCACGGGGAGGCUGGGCACGAGGACGGCGUGCGCCUUGGUUUUUCUUUGCUUUUCUUUCUUUCUUUUUUUUUUUUUUGUAAUGCUUUCUCUCUUUUUGCAGAUAUUCGAAGCGCGUUUGUAAUGGCUUGAUCUCUGCAAACGCGUGCACUGGGAUCAUACCAGUGAGCGCGAAAAGCGGAUGUCGCAGGAGAAAUCUCAAUACCAAAGUUAGCAGAGGUGAUUUUUAUUUUUAGUGUGGGGUUUUUUUUGUCUUUUUUUUUUUUUUUUCCUUUUACGUGCGUGCACAGAAAAAAAAACAACCCAAACAACGUGCUUCCUUCCAGCGACCGGUCCUCACUGCAAGCAGAAGCAUCUCCCCCCGCUCGUCCCCUCCGUCUUUUGCCCAUUUGGGAUCUGGGGAACCAAGAGAGACUUCCAGGGCGCUGCUCCGCGGCGGUGCCGGUGCCUUACCGAGGCCACCGUGUCCUCUUUUUUUCUAUUAUAAUUUUAUUUCUUUUCUUCUUGUUUUUAAUAUCGGGUUGCUCAUGGCAGUGACGGUCGCGUCCGGGUGGGUCAGCCCCGGAGCAUUCGUGGCAAUGCCACCGCGCUGGGCGCACCGCGUCCUUAACCCCCCCCCCCCCCGCCCUCUGUUGGCCCGGGGGCCGUGGAGCCGAAGGGAGCUGGUGCGAGGGUUCCUCUUGGGAUUGUGUUUUCCAAACAGAGCUGUGCGCUGGGAGAGGGUGGUUGGACACCGGUGCCCAUCGCUUCGCUGAAGCCACUCAGCUUUUAUCCCCGCGCUUUUUCAGUGGUCAACACGACCAAGGUCUUAGGGGCUAAGGUCUGCUCAACCUUCCCGUGAGGCUCGCUGUACAUAGACCUCAUUGGAGGCGUGGUGCACGCACGCCAGCGACACACAAGCACAAGCGUACGCGUGUGGCCGUGCUGUUUUCUCAGCCGUUGUGCAAGACAUUCACCGAAAGCUGCUAUUUUCCUUCACCUUGUACUUGUACUUUAUUUUUUCUACAUUUUUUUUUUUACAUGUGGGGUAUACACCAUGUGUUAAAUAUGCAAUAAAUUGUUUACAGGAUGCUCUUGUAAAGGGUGGUCCUUUGUAAAGCUGUACAGACUUUGCAGUUUAAGCACAAUGUGCACAUGUUAGUUUUAUAUACGGCGAGACGUGACUUUUUGCAGAGGGAAAGGUUCUACUAUGUUUAUAUACAAAGUAAAUGGAUCAAUGUUUGUGCUUCAUGUAAAGCUGCUUUAUAAGAUUGUAAAAUAAAGGUUUUUUUUUUUUUUUUUAUCUUAAGGUAAA